CUGCAAGAGACGCUGGAUCCUAAGUCUAUUGUGAUAUAAAAAGUUCUCUUUCUCGACACUGGAGCGGGAUCACCGAAUCAAAUUAUUGCAGCCACACCUGUGUCCUGGAACCAGGCAUCCCCUACGGACUCGUCAGCUACCCCAACUUGCGACGCUCUUGAGAAGUGGAGCCCCGGCGCGGAGAUCGCUGCUCCCCAUCCCACUCAAUCCCGCAGUUAUUCUUUCGGUGCUCAACCACACUUCCAAACCUUCGUUCUCCGUCCGCCAUUAUACGCCAGAUUGCCUAUCAGAUCAAACCAACAAACCUUGCUUUUCAUAGUGUGGCAGUCGCCAUCAUCACGAUACCCGCCUACCGCACAAUAACCACACCCCAGUGCUCGCCGGUCAACCACACCUCAAGCUCUCACUGACCAUUCGCCUUGCUGCCUCCGACAGCAACCAUCAUGGGCAAGGUCCCAGCUUCCAUCAUCGUCGCCGAGCAGGCGCCUCUGCUCCCGAAAGGCGGACCUGAAGCCCACUCGGCUGAGGGUAGCUGCUGCAAGAUCCUAUCGACAACCAUCCAGCGCUUUGCUCCCUCCCCGACAAGCCCGAUCGCAAAGAAGUCGUAUCCGAGCAUCGCAGACAUCCCCUUCACAUCGGCCGAACGCCUUGCACAGGCCGCUGUGACCAGCAAUGAGCUGACCGCCAGCCAAAAGAUCGAAGACAUCGCCAACACGACGACAGCGCCUGUCGCACCUCGGACGUAUCUCUACCUCGCAUACGGCUCGAACCUCGCGGCCGAGACCUUCCUCGGCCGCCGGGGGAUCCGGCCCCUCAGCCGUAUCAACGUCUCGGCCCCGGCGUUCGAUCUCAACUUUGCUCUGCCCGGUCUGCCAUACUGGGAGCCGUGUUUUGCCAACGUCGAGCCGCGGCGCAAGAUCCCGCAGCCGCCGCCAGUCCAUCCCCCUCAGCCGCCAGUCAAUCCACCCAAGCCGCCUCCCAUCGACCCUAAUCCGAAGCCGCCAGUCGACCCCCCUCCUGCCUCAUCCCCGGGAGUGCUCUUCCCGUCCCUCCCACCAAGAGACGGCCCGGUCUGGACAAAGGGUCUCUAUGGCGUCGUCUACGAGGUGACGGCCGAGGACUACGCUACCAUUGUCAAAACCGAAGGAGGCGGCUCUUCCUACAAAGACGUCGUGACCCCGUGCAUCCCACUCCCACCGCCCAUGCACAUCCCCGAGACGCCGCUGGUCCCCGAGCUGCCGAAGCCGUUCCUCGCCCACACACUGUACGCACCGCGGCUGCCGAUCCCCAAUCCUCCCGAGGAUGACAGCCCCAACAACGACAACAACAAGAAGAAGAAGGCGAAAAAGUGGCUCGGCAGGCUCCUCCUCCCGAUCCAGCGCCCGCCAGACUACGCCCAGCCCUCACUGCGCUACCUGACCCUGAUCCGGGACGGCGCGCGCGAGAACUACCUUCCGGACGACUACCAGCUCUACCUCGCCGAGCUGCACGACUACGUCAUCACCACGCGCCGCCAGACCCUGGGCAAGUGGCUCUACGCGCUGGUCUGCUUCCCCUGGCUCCUCCUCGUGAUGGGCGGGUCGCGCCUCUUUGCGGACAAGGACACGGGCCGCGUGCCGUCGUGGCUGGGCGUGGCCAUGACGGUGCUUAUGAAUCUGAUGUGGAUGGUCUAUGACGGCGUGUUCAAAAAGUGGUUUGGCGACGGGGAGCGGACGGAGCAGAAGCCCGACGACGAUGGCGGUGAUGACGCGGAUGAAGUCAAUGGCACAAAGGUCAACCAGAAAUGGAACCUGUGGAGCGGCUAUGGGAGGAGAGACCGCCGGAGCUCGUUCGUGCUGCCGGGCCAGGGACUCGGAGCUGUUUGCGACGAGGAGAAGAAUCGGCUGCUGGACGAUUGGUAGGAAGACCGGGCAAGGGGGGGUAACCGUGCGUCGUCGUCGUUGAUUGUACUUUGUAGUGUACUUUGUCCUGGAGUUACACUGAUUGCUGUAAGGCGAAACGCCAUAUACACACGAUGAUAGCCGAGUUUGAAAAGCGAGUGUCAUGUAAUCAAAGUGAUUAUUAUUUGGCCAUGUACACUUGAACCCAAGCCAAAAUGUGCA
Messenger RNA from Microdochium trichocladiopsis, 2102 nucleotides. RefSeq lists its product as uncharacterized. Bases 444 to 1901 code for a protein of 485 amino acids. NCBI's taxonomy places the organism in Eukaryota, Fungi, Ascomycota, Sordariomycetes, Xylariales, Microdochiaceae. The transcript has a single exon. Gene Ontology annotation, molecular function: gamma-glutamylcyclotransferase activity. The record is from RefSeq and is a predicted model, not a curated record.